This is a messenger RNA of Parnassius mnemosyne (clouded apollo), 1248 nucleotides long. The record is from the annotation of a GenBank genome assembly. Lineage: Eukaryota; Metazoa; Arthropoda; Insecta; Lepidoptera; Papilionidae.
AUGGCACAGAGAACGUUUUGGAUAUAUUACAUUUUAUUAUUAAAUACAACAAUACAAAUGGUUAAUGGUGGAUUCCGAAAAUUAUUCCACAAGGAUAUCAGAUAUGAGAGACUUUCCUUGCUUAACUUUACAGAAGUUUCUAAAGAGUAUGGUUAUAAAUCUGAAGAACACACUGUGAUAACCGAAGAUGGAUAUGUUUUGACUCUAUUCAGGAUACCAAAGGGAAAGAAUUGCCACUUCACAGUACAAAGGACUCCAGUGUUAAUUAUGCACGGCCUGCUCUUAAGUUCAGACAGCUGGAUUGAUUCAGGCCCUGAAGCUGGAUUAGCAUACCUGAUAUCUGACGACUGCUAUGAUCUAUGGGCAGGCAAUGUACGAGGAAACUACUACUCUAGGAAUCAUACAAGAAUGAAUCCUGACGUUGAUCCUGAAUUCUGGAAAUUUUCAUUGAAUGAAUUCGGUGUUUAUGAUUUGCCAGCUAUUAUUGAUUACAUUCUAGAUUACACCAGAUCUAUAAAGUUAAAUUAUAUUGGAUACUCACAAAGUGGCGGGUCGUUCGUUAUUAUGUGCUCCGAAAGACCAGGAUACUGCGCAAAAGUCAGCGUCGCUAUUUUUUUGCAUCCCGCAGCAAAAAUGACAAAUGCUAAAUCACAAGCCCUUAGAAUAAUUACUGAUGUCUAUCAAAUAUUAGAACCUAUUCUCCAUAAUCCUCUAGAAUUAGAAGCAUUGCCAAAAGGUGGAUACAUUCAGAAGAUCACGCAUGAUAUUUGUCAAAAUGAUUUCAUUGCAGAUAAAAUAUGUAGGUCCAUUUUAACCAUGCUGGAUUCCUAUAAUCCUGGCUCAAUUUCAGUGUCAACCAUUCGUGCCUUAACUGGACAUUUCCCUGCGGGGACAUCUGUCAGGGUUAUGGCGUGGUUCAGCCAAGUUUUAAAUAAGGAGGAAUUCCAGAAUUUCGAUUACGGACCUGUGAUGAACAUGAAAAUUUACGGCAGAAAUCAGCCUUCAACAUAUAACUGUAAUGCCACAACGGCUCCUGUAGUAAUCAUUCAUGGUGAAAGUGAUAAUAUUGUAUCCAAAAAGGACGUAGAAUGGUUAAAAGAUCAGUUACCGAAUGUGCUUGAAGUGGUAUACGUUAAAAACCCACUGUGGAAUCACUUUGACGUGCCGUAUAGUCAACAUACGAGAGAAAUGUUAUACCCUAAGAUAGGUGAAUAUUUAUUUAAAUACAGUGGUAAUGGUGUUGGAUGA